Cutaneotrichosporon oleaginosum is the source of this 3900-nucleotide messenger RNA. RefSeq lists its product as uncharacterized. Gene Ontology annotation, cellular component: plasma membrane. Gene Ontology annotation, biological process: phosphorelay signal transduction system; protein autophosphorylation. The record is from RefSeq and is a predicted model, not a curated record. Lineage: Eukaryota; Fungi; Basidiomycota; Tremellomycetes; Trichosporonales; Trichosporonaceae. Gene Ontology annotation, molecular function: phosphorelay sensor kinase activity; histidine phosphotransfer kinase activity; protein binding.
AUGCUCUCCUCAUCUCAGGCCGCCCCGGCUGCAAGUGUCUCCACCAGCCCGCCGCCCAAGGUCCGCCCACCUAUAAAACCUGGCAACCUCAAACUCCCAGACCACAGUCUCUCAGCAGCGACUAUGCGUCUGGCGUCCUCCAACCUCCCGGCCAGCUUCUUUGCGCCGUUGCAUGUCCCAAGUCCCGAUGGCAUGCUCAUGGACCCCGUUCCCAAGGCGGCCAUGUUUAAUGGCACGCCCAACGUUCUCAAGGCCAACUCUGAUCCAGGGCUUUCCACCAAGCCAGUCGCCUCUGCCUUUACACGUAGCGCAUCGAGUCACUGCGCGACCACCAUUCGCGAUAGCCCUUCCAUGCCGACCAUAAGCGCAAGCCCUGCAGUCACGCCGGGCGAUCUCAGCGGCCUACCACCCUCCUCGCGAGCAAGAGGUGUCGCGUACUCGAAUAUUCCGGCCGCCACUGCGCCAAUCUUUCGGACAGAACCAAAAGCAGAGUCCAAUGGCGAUUACUUUGGCGAUGCAGUCGCUAGCGACGCGCAAGGUGGGAAGCCGCCCACCAUCGAGUACAACCCCCCGCGCAGUGUUACCCAGGCAGAGGUCUUCUAUCGCUUGCACAACUUCUAUGCCGCGCCUCCACCCUUGUAUGAGGCGCAGCGCCUCAAGGCCCUGUACAACUUCAACAUUCUGCACACCACCAGCGACGUCAACUUUGACCGCAUCGUGCACAUGAUCAAACUCGUUUUCAAGGUCAAAAUUGGCUUUAUCACAAUGGUCGAUGGCGAGCACGCGUGGUUCAAGGCCAAGGCCGGCUUUGAUGCGCAGCAGACAUACCGCGCGACGAGUUUCUGCGGACACACCAUUCUUGCAGAGGACGACGAGCCCAUGGUCGUGCUGGAUUCAUCCAAAGACUGGCGCUUCUGCAACAACCCGCAUGUCCUUGGCCCACCCUAUGUGCGAUUUUACGCAGGCGCGCCGUUGCGUACGUCGAAUGGUUACAACGUUGGAAGUCUGUGUCUUGUGGAUGACACACCGCGUCCUGAGUUUCCGCCACGAUCGAGGCACAUCUUGAAAGAGUUCGCGGCGAUCGUGAUGCGCGAGAUGGAGCUGUGGCGUGAUCGACUACAACUUCGCACUCGAGACAAGAUUCAGACCGCAAUGGAAAAGUUCACGCGCGAGUGUCUCGAGAUCGACGAGGAGAUCACGUCGGCCGACUUUGACUCAGCGAGCCGCAUGGAUCAGGUGUACAGCAGAGCGGCCAAGCUAAUCACGACAACAUUAGAGCUCGACGGUUGUACCAUAUUGGACAUUAGCCAGUUUGAGCGAGUCGAGAUCUCCACAGCAGACGGCGAGCGCCAAACCAUCUACCACGCACACCCAUAUUCUGAAGGUGAGGCGCACAUGGUGGAACCAGCAGGCGUCUUUGGGCCUGUGUCGGCCUUCCCAGUUCUGUCAACUGCACCGGGCGAAUCAGUCGAGACUCGACCGCUCACUGGUGUUGAGCACGAAAAGAUGUCCGCAUUCCUCGCCGAUCACCGCGAUGGCCGCAUUUUCGAGGGCGUCGCGCCGUCGUGGAUCAAGUACGUCUUCCCAUCGACGCUAAAGUACGGCAUGGUGGUCCCUGUGAUCGGCAUAGACAAGCAGCCGUUCGCACUCAUCUGCGCAUACACCCACGACAAAGGCAAGCAAUUCCUCGAGGGUUACGAGCUCCAGUUCCUGAGAGGUAUCGGGGUAAUUAUCCUUUCGGCGGUGCUCCGCCGCCGCAUGCUGUUGGCCGACCGAGCGAAGAGUGUCCUCAUCUCGUCUGUGAGCCACGAGUUGCGUACCCCUUUGCACGGCAUCCUUGCAGCAUCCGAACUACUCGGCGACUCGAACCUUGAUCCGAACCAGGACGCACUGCUGUCGACCGUGCGAACAUGCGGACUGCAGCUCAUCGAUACGGUCAACCAUGUUCUCGACUUUACCAAGCUCAGCGGGGGUUCGAAGCACAUGCCAACCAAGCCGCAGAUUAAGCUGUCCAAAGCCAAUCUAACCGACUUGAUCCUUCAAACAGUCGAGAGUUGCUGGUUUGGCGCGCGAGGCAAAUCAAUGCAGCAGAGUGAAAGCGGGCAUGGAAGCUUUUACGCACCGAUUGUUCAAGGCCUGCUGCCACAGGAGGAGCGCGUCCAGGUCCAACACGCGCUUGCGCACGUGGAGACGGUCCUCGACCUCGGACCUCGCGAGGGCGGAUGGAACGUCAUCUGCGAGACUGGCGGAUUGCGGCGUUCGUUGAUGAACAUUUACUCGAACGCACUCAAGUUCACAAAGGAUGGUUACAUUCAGGUUGUCUUGCGCGAGCUUCCAACCAGCCCCGGUCCAGGACGCAUUUCGGUGCAGUUAGCGGUCAUCGAUACGGGCAAAGGCAUCGGCAAGGCGUUCCUAAAGGAUCAGAUCUUCCAGCCCUUCUCCCAGGAGAAUCCACUGCAGCCCGGUACGGGUCUGGGCCUCGCCAUUGUAAACAGCAUCAUGCGUUCCGAAGCCAUCAAGGGCAAUGUCGAGGUUUGGUCGAUUGAAGACGAGGGCACCGAGAUCCGUCUCACGUUUGACGUCGAGGUUGUCAACGACCCCAACCACGUCCCGCCGGAUCGCACUAUUGGUCGUGGGCUUAAAGUGGGCUUUAUCAACUACAGUCUCAACCACCGAGGGCUCCAGCUCAGCAAGGAGGUGAUGAAACAGUAUGCCGAGUAUCUCGGAUACUCGAUCGCCUCCGAUUAUCGGGAUGCCGAUGUGCUGAUCAUGAAUGAGCUUGGCGGCAUCGAUCACGACAGCGUCGACAUUGUUCGACAGAAGCCUACUUUGCUCAUGGUGACGUUCAAGAUAUGGAGCCGUGACAAGCUGAACGAGCUCGGCCUGCUCAAGGACAAGUACGUGCGCGUCAUGUGCAAGCCGAUGGUCCGCUAUUCGGUGCUGCACGAGCUGGAGCGAGUGGCGCGUUACAUCCGAGGCGGGAGUAUGGGCGACGGGAGUGAGCUGGGGGAGCUUCCCACUCAGAUGAGCCAGAUGGCGCUUGACAGCCCCAACAUCUUCCCACGCGCACCGCAUGAUGGGUCCCCCGGCUCCAGCCUCAACAGCUUUGAGCCACAGGUCAAGCCGACCGGCAGCCCACCAGUGGCAUCAGCAUUCCGGCCGAACUCUGGUCUGACCCGCCGUCGUUCCGAUGAGGACAGCGAGGUCAAACCUGUGCGCCCACUUCUCGCGCCAAGAGGCAACACCUACCAUCCUGGGUCGCCUCAUGUCGUGACUCCGAGGGAGGAGGCUCCGCCGUCUGAGGUCGCCUCGCCCAGCUCUACGAUCUCGCUUGCGGACGGCGGCGCCCUCCUCAAGGCCAUUACCAUACCGGACGACCUGGCGGUGGAGCGCAAGCCCCGCCCCCCACGUGUCAUGAUCGUCGAGGAUAACGUCAUCAACCGCCGCGUGUUGACGGCCUUUCUGAAGAAGCGCGGAUGUGACUACCAGGAGGUCGUGGACGGCCUCGAGGGUGUCAAGUUGUUUGAGGCGACGUCGCCGAACGCAUGGGACAUCAUCCUCAUGGAUAUCAACAUGCCCAACAUGAACGGGUACGACGCGACGCGCGCUAUCCGAGCGAUCGAGCUGCAGCGCCGGCACGCUGAGGGCGUAUCCAAUGUGCCAGUUGCAGCCGCGCUCGAAGCCAAGGUCGAAAGAGAGCGUGGGGCUGUGGCGCACCACAGUAAGAUCUUUGCGCUCACGGGCCUCGCGACCGCCGACGAUAAGAGGCAGGCGUUUGGAAGCGGCGUAGAUGGAUACCUUGUUAAACCUGUAUCUCUUGCGAGUCUAGACAUGCUUUUCAAAAGUGAGUCGGUGUUAGAGUUUGGAGCCGUGCUGACAGGCGUAGAGAUCGGAUUCUAG